Pseudocercospora fijiensis CIRAD86 is the source of this 1524-nucleotide messenger RNA. RefSeq lists its product as uncharacterized. The transcript is spliced from 5 exons. The coding region runs from base 1 to 1524 and encodes 507 amino acids. Gene Ontology annotation, cellular component: Sec61 translocon complex. Lineage: Eukaryota; Fungi; Ascomycota; Dothideomycetes; Mycosphaerellales; Mycosphaerellaceae. The record is from RefSeq and is a predicted model, not a curated record. Gene Ontology annotation, biological process: intracellular protein transport.
AUGUCUUUCUACGACAACAACGCUGCUUCCUGGUCGGCCCCAGGCCGUCAGCCAUCAUGGGAACAACAGCCGCCGCCUUCGCGCUCCGACACCGCUUCCGCCUCGUCCCAGCUCGCCGAUUCCAAUGCAUUUGCAUCGCAAUUCGAGGAGAUCGAUCGCGCCACAGACAAUCUUAUGAAGAGCGGGAAAUGGCUUCCUGGUCAGGUAGCCGGCGCUGGUGUGCCUGGUGCGCCUGGGCGGAGAGAAAGCAUGCUGGGAGGAGGGAGAAGCUUCGGGUACGAUUCCGACCCACGAAUGGGCGGCCCAUCGCGACAUUCGUCAAUGAGCGAGUUUGACGGCGCGCGACCAGGCUCUGCAGGACUCCAAGGCUAUUACGCGGGUCAGCGAUUUCCAGGUGGAAGGCAAAGCGAGGCAGAACAAAUGCUCCAGGCUAAGCGCAGGAUGGCUGCCCAGCGUGAACGGGAGCUGCGCAACUACCACCAGGAGCAGCAAUACAACAGAACGGUAUCUGGUGGGAAAACCAGUAGCGACCGAUCGAUGAGCCCUGCGACCAUGAGCGAAGAUGAUCGCCGUGAACUUAUCGCGCGUCAGCACCGUGCAUUGUAUGGCGACAACUCGAGCUUGUACAACGCGGACGGAUCGCGCUCGCAAUCUCAGGAUGUUCGUGUUCCGAGUGGCGGUCGUGGACCUUCUCCGUUGGCUUACGAUCCAUUUGGCGCUCAAGCUCAAGCUCAAGCUGGUGCGGAUGGUGCAGUGCAAAUGCCUCCACGUGCGGAAAGUACUGCAUCUCCUGCCUCGAACGCACCAAUUCAGCAAUUUGGCCUACUAAACAAUGCUCAACAGAGUAGUCGCACGUCCACUUCCUCUCAAGGCGGAUCGCCGCCACUUGCGCCGGGAGCCAAGGGUGGCAGUCAAGGCGUUGCGCCCAUUGGUACACGACCGGUACAGGGUGCUGGAUCCACUGGUGCGAUGAACAACCGCGCAACCACCCCUCUGACUCCAUCCUCCUUGAGCUAUGGCUUCAACGCCAGCGACGGGCCACAAGGGAACAUCGGCAAAGACGAACGCUCGACAUCAGCAGCAUCGAACCCGGCCCUUGCAGCAGAAAAGAAUUCCAGUGGACUCGGCAACUGGGGCAGCAGCAGCGGUCAUUGGGGUUCCAACAAGAAUACCCUCGCCGUGCAGCCUUCUUCCUCUCCUCGCCCCUCGUCGCCCAUCAACUCGCCUACCACGGGCACCACCACCGCACGCCCGGCAUCGCCCAAGGCGCCAGGUGGACCAGCGACCGCAAUUCGAAGAAAGGCGGCUGCUGAUAGACAGGACCGUAUUGCUAGCCAGCGUCCCUCGAGCACAAGAGCCGCAGGUGCAGGUGGAAGCAGCAGCACUAUGCUGAGGCUGUACACCGAUGAGUCUCCAGGUCUCAAGGUCGACCCGUUUGUGGUCAUGGUUUUGUCGAUUGGAUUCAUUAUCUCUGUUGUUGCACUUCACAUCAUCGCAAAAUUCACCAAGAGAUUCUCAUCAUAG